This is a messenger RNA of Cadophora gregata, 423 nucleotides long. RefSeq lists its product as uncharacterized. The transcript has a single exon. Lineage: Eukaryota; Fungi; Ascomycota; Leotiomycetes; Helotiales; Ploettnerulaceae. The record is from RefSeq and is a predicted model, not a curated record. Bases 1 to 423 code for a protein of 140 amino acids.
AUGCGGCAAAAAUCCACCAACGAAAUCGAAAAUACCCAGAACCGCCCGACAAGAAGGUACAGCAUGAACAGUACCUGGAAUUCUCCGACCCAAAGAUCAUCCUAUUCCUGGUCUUUCUCACGGGAGAUGCUCGAGUAUGGGUCACGACAAUUCCUGCGAGAUACAUGGUCUAGACAAGCAGUGGGGGAUGAAAUUCAUCCGGGAGGCAUGAUCAUCUCUUCCGAGCGUGACGCUUUCACUGCCAAAGUCAGCAAGCUCUUCCUCCUGCACACUUCUCUACUUCAUAUCCACCAUCAAAUCAACACCACCAAUCCUCAUCAUCAAAGCCCAAGAAACAUCCACUUCCAGCCACCUGCAAAAUCCAAACCGCAUCCCCAGCCCAGCUUAAAGAAAAAGGUAUUUCCAUACCACCAGCAACGAUAG